Molecule: messenger RNA, 3141 nt
Organism: Coprinopsis cinerea okayama7#130
Lineage: Eukaryota; Fungi; Basidiomycota; Agaricomycetes; Agaricales; Psathyrellaceae
Exons: 4
Coding region: 1-3141 (1046 amino acids)
Biological process (GO): mRNA export from nucleus
Cellular component (GO): nuclear pore
Molecular function (GO): structural constituent of nuclear pore
Source: RefSeq, a predicted model, not a curated record
AUGACCACGCCCACCGCGAUUACCAACCACCCUUCGUCUUCGUCCAAUGCCAACGCCACUGCACCUAUUCCAGCCACGCAAUAUUCAACGACGACGCCAACGGCGGGAACCUCGAUAUCGGCGUAUGGAGCGAGUAAAGGGUCGACCUCAACGCCGGAUGGAAAUAAUAACGCCUCGUCGUCAUCGUCAACGUCCAAAAGGCAAGCCGCCAAACGGCCUAUGGAGAGGCGGAGAGUAGGGCGGCGGUCCUCAGCUGAGCCGCUCGUGCGCCUCGGCACGCCCUCGCGCGAUUCGCCACUCAACAUCCAGCCGCAAACCUCGCCUGUCUCCACGACCGACGCCCAGUCCAUCUCCGCCGUCAUUCCCUCAGCUAAUGGUGGAGCAGCACAAGGCCGGCAACGCGCGACGUCCGUCGUCCUCCCCGAACCCGACAAACCGUGGAAGCACCCGAGCGAGCUGUUGUUCAUCUGUAGGGACGACUGGCCGCAGGAUAUGAUGAUCUCGUAUCUGACGCAGAACGUGUUCUCCGUCCCGCCGCGCGACACCCGGCCCACGCGCGUCUUUGCCUCUAUCACCUCCCGCGACGGCACCACCACCCUUUUACCGAAAGGGUACCGCAUCCCGCUUAUGUUCGUAGCCAAGUUCCAGUGGGAGAGUCUCCGCCUCGUCCUGACCUCCUCCGACCCCGAGAAGGAGUGGGACGAGUUCAAAUUUGAUAUCGUGCAUUUGUCGAGGCUGUGUAGUCAUUUGUUGAAGGCGGCGAGGAAGGCUGCGAUGGAACUCCCGUACAACAGUCCGGCUGGUACGCCGAUGAAGAGUGUGAAGGGUGAUAGGGUGGGGAGUGUGGAUAGGAAUUGGAGGUUUGCGAUGUUUGAUCGGGCGUUGACGAGGUUUUAUCGCAAGUGGAUGGUUGGGAGGGAGUGGAGUCUUCGACGGUUUUGGGAGGAUUAUGGGGAGGAGGAGUAUGAAGCUGAUGUUUUGAAGCAUGAUUGGGCGCGUUGGGUCCUGAAAGGACAUAAAGGCUUUUUGUUGACGAAGGAGGAGGUAGAUAAUGGGAUUACGGCUGAGCAGUUUAUGGCAGGUCUUGGGCAGGUUGGGGGCAAGUGGGUGUGGGAUAAUGAUUUGUAUGUGCAGGCGCGGUCGAUUGCGAUGGUUGGGCAUACGCAGGCCCAGCGUCAAGUCGAGCAGCAACCCCAGACGAAACAGGAACCUGUUGCGUCUACUUCGAUUACGGCACCUUUGACGGCGGGUCCAUCCUCUGCGACGACGACUCGGCCAACCACGACGACUCAACCUGUGACAACGACGAUUCAGCCCCCCACGGCGACGACGACAGCCUCCGUAGCGGCUUCUUCACCACUCUCGAGUGUGCCUAUUUCCCCUGCGGUAAUCUCUGCACCUGCUUCGCUUUCAGUGGGUGAUGCGGGUAUGAAGCGUGACGAGAUUAUACGUGUUAAGCAGGAGGAGGGUGAGGGAGGUGUGGCUGGGCUUGUGCGGGAUGCGGAUGGGGACGGGGACGGGGAUGAGGAUGCGGAUGCGGAUGCGGAUGGGGAUGUUGAGAUGGAGGAUGUCGGCACUGCGAAUGGCGCGGAGAGUACGGUCGUGACGAAUGGCACGACGACGACGACGACUGCCACUCGGAGUAUGCAGGUGGAUGCGACUGCCACUGCUGCUGCUGCGGAGAAGGAUAGGGAUAGGGAUAGGGAUAGGGCCGAGGGGAUGCAGGUUGACGGAGGAGUAGGAGCAGGAGCAGCCACUCUUGGGUCUGGGUCAACCGCUACCAUCGCGAAGGAUUCUACGAUUACGACUACUACUGCUACUCCUACUACUUUGAAGAACUCGACAACAACUUUGAACUCGACUGCGACUCAAGGCGUGGCUACGACGAGUGGGUAUAAGAGUCAAGGCACGACUGCGACGACGACUACAGCCGCGACGAACGAAGCCGCCACUGCGCGUCUGAGUCCGAUACCUGGAUUGUCGAUUAGCGAGGGGCCGCCUGUGGACGAGGCGUUGUCUGUUCAGAAGGCACCUGUGGACGUGCCCAUGGCUGCAUCUGUUGACGCGAGGAUGGGUGUGGAGAAAGCACCUGUCGACGCGAGGAUGGGUGUGGAGAAGGAAGUGCCUGUGGACGCGUUGAUAGCGGGGGUGCCAGAGGAGGAUCACGGGAUACCUGGGUUAGGGUUAUCUUCUCGUGCUGCAUCGUUGUCGAGUAGGAUGGGUAGUGGCGCUGCGUCGGCUUCGGUGGCGGGUGCUACGACGGCAUCCAAGUCUACGACAACGACAACGACGGUGUUGGGCAAUAAACGACCGCGAGAGGAAGGGGGAACGACGGAGACGGACGUUAAUCGUGGUAUGGCGCGUGGUGGGGAGGGUGGUGUGAAGGAGGGUGGUGUGGAGGAGAGGGUGAAUGAGAAAGAGGGCGAGGGAGGAGAGGAUGGGAGGGUUGAGGGUCGACCACACCACCGAAGAAGCAUCGACGACGGCACGAGCGAACUCUCUACGAUUGCGGCAACGAAUGGAACCUCUUCGACGACACCUCCGAAAGAAUCGUCGACGACUGCGACAGCGAAAGAAGCGCCGACGACUACGGCUCCGACUACGACACCGCCGGAAGCACAAUCGCAGACGACGACGACAACGCCACCUGUCGUUCUCCCGCCUAGACUGGCUGCGUCGACGAGGAUUGCGUCGAUGGGUAUGUCGUUGGCUACUGCUAGGGAGAAGGCUGCUAGUCCGGCUGGUGCGUCGGGAGGUGCGACGGCUGGUCUUAGUUCAGCAGCUGGCGGAGGGACUGUUAUUUCGAGUACGACGACGGGUGGUACAGCUCCUCAAAGUGGCGGUUCGGGUAUUGUUGUGGCUGGACGGAGGAUCCCUGUGGGGUAUGCUGUGCCUAAUACUGCGGGAGGGGGUGUUGCAGGGUAUGGAGGUGGUGGAGGAGGAGGGUAUGGAGGGGGAGCAGGAGCAGGAGGGGGGUAUAAUGUUGUUGGGACUGGUAUUUCUGCGUAUGGGUCGCAAGGUGCGUGGAUAAUGUUUUUUGAGGUGGAUCUGAAGGGGCUGAUUGGGAGCGUUCUUUCGUAUCCUUUUUUCUUGCAUAUGAAUAUGCCUAUUGCUUCGAUGUGCAUACGGGCAUGUCUGUGA